UAGCUCCCCACUGAUUGUCAUCCCACCUUUUCUCUUUUGCCAUCCUUUCCAGUUUCUUGUUGGAUGUGGAUGUCUAGAAGGGUUACAGGCUUUGUGGGCAAAUCACUACACCUUUAACUCUCUCCCACCUCUUGAACCUAACUGAUCUUUGUGUAGCAGGUGUUGUUGGUUCAGGGACAGCAGCUCCUGCGUUUUCCUGCCUUGACCUUGCCCUUUCAUAGAGUGACCCACCUAUGUGUCUCUUGAUUCUCACUGCUGAUAAAGCACUUACAAUUUUAAAUAUUAUAUUUUUUAAUAAAACACUUUUUAAUGCCAGUGUAUACCACCCUACUUCCAAAUUCUGCUUCGGUUGGGGUAGGGGGAUUGUCAGUCUGUGCAGUAAGCAUUAAGAGCUGACCUAUACUGGUAAUAUUGAGAUUUAUUAAAGAUAGUUCCUAUUCUCAGUAGCUUUAGCAUACUGGGGUAGACAGACCAACAGAAUUAUAACAUUAUGAGAAUACUAGGUGAGAGGGGCUGGGGAAGGACACUGAAAAGGAAAGUUUGUCAAGAUGUAUUUAGAGAAAUAGGGAGAAUAAGAACAUGUGUAUGUGUGGGGGGCUGGGGAAGAGGAGAUAAACAUCUGUGUAUUAUGUACCAGGUUUUGCUUGGUAACGUUAAUUCAGUCAAUGCUCUGGAUGGUCUGUGAGGUAGAUUAUAGUUUCUCCGUUUUGUAAAUGAAAAAACAAGCUAUGAGAGGUUAACUGACUUACCUAAGCUACAAUGUGCCGACACUGUUACCUGAUUCCUGUAUGUUGUCAUCUUGUGUACGCCUGGUCCCCACAACAGUCCGACCUGUCCAUUCCAUGAUCUGCAUUUCUUCCCGUUCCUUCAUGGAUUUGAAGACUCUCCUUUCCUCCCUGAAUGACUUUGCAUCCCUCUCAUUUGCUGAGAGUUGGGAUAAUGUUGGAUUACUGGUGGAACCAAGCCCACCACAUAUUGUAAACACACUCUUCCUGACCAAUGACUUGACAGAGGAAGUGAUGGAGGAGGCGCUGCAAAAGAAGGCAGAUCUCAUUCUCUCCUACCACCCACCUAUUUUCCGACCCAUGAAGCGCAUAACCUGGGAAACCUGGAAGGAGCGCAUGGUGAUCCGGGCUCUGGAAAACAGAGUUGGUAUCUACUCUCCUCACACAGCCUAUGAUGCUGCCCCCCAGGGAGUUAACAACUGGUUGGCUAAAGGGCUUGGAGCUUGUACCUCCAGACCCAUACAUCCUUCCAAAGCUCCCACCUACCCCACAGAAGGAACCCACCGAGUAGAAUUCAACGUUAACCACACCCAAGACCUGGACAAAGUCAUGUCUGCAGUGAAAGGAAUUGUGGAUGUUUCUGUUGCGUCUUUUCCUGCUAGGAUUGAUGAUGAGCAACAAACACGGAUCAGUCUGAAUUGUACUCAGAAAGCUUUGAUGCAGGUGGUGGCUUUUUUGUCCCAAAACAGACAACUUUAUCAGAAGACUGAAAUUCUGUCACUAGAGAAGCCUUUGCUUCUAAAUACUGGAAUGGGACGGUUAUGCACACUGGAUGAAUCUGUCUCCCUGGCAACCAUGAUUGAGCGAAUCAAAAGACACCUAAAACUAUCUCAUAUUCGCUUGGCCCUUGGGGCAGGGAGGACCUUAGAGUCCCUAGUCAAAGUUGUGGCCCUGUGUGCUGGUUCUGGGAGCAGCGUUCUGCAGGGUGUAGAGGCUGACCUUUACCUCACAGGUGAGAUGUCCCAUCAUGAUACUCUGGAUGCUGCUUCCCAAGGAAUAAAUGUCAUCCUCUGUGAACAUAGCAACACUGAACGAGGUUUUCUUUCUGAUCUUCAGGAUAUGCUAGGUGCUCACUUGGAGAAUAAGAUUAACAUUAUCCUGUCAGAGACAGACAGAGACCCUCUUCAUGUGAUAUAACACAUACAGGAACAUCAGGAUGACACAAUCUACAAAUUGAUUGGAUUCCAAGUCAAAUGCCUAACAAGUCAGUGGAGUCGAUAUCCUUCUGGAAGAGUAUCUUAGAAUGUAGUACCACUUCCAGUUUGUUAAUCUGGUUCAUCAGAUGCUUGAUAGCUCAUAAGGUAAAAACUGUAAUGUACCAUAUUAAAGAACAAUAUUCAUUAUAAACUCUGUGAAAGAUUGACUAAAAUCUGCUCAACAUUCUUGGGACAUUGAAGGAAAUGGUUAAUGGACUUCUGUGGUCAGCAUCCAAGGACGUGUUCACUUGGCGAACUCGCAAACUAGUUAACCAAGAAAUGUCAAGAAUUACAAACAAUCCUUGACAACGCUUGAAGUCAUGAGAACACUUUCUUGGGAUGUUCCCAGGAGACGCAAUAUAGAUAACCAAGUGGUUGAGAAGGGAGGUAAGGGCCUUCUGCUCUUGAGAAAAGUGUAACAGAAUUUAUGCAUUAAUGCUUAUCUUGCAUGCACAAGCUUGCUAAAUGUAAUAAAAGCUGUAACAGCGGCUGGGUCGGUGCUAUUUGCCUGAGAGCAGUAGCCCCCCGCUCUU
This is a messenger RNA of Cynocephalus volans (Philippine flying lemur), 2514 nucleotides long. It is a transcript of the gene NIF3L1, whose product is annotated as NGG1 interacting factor 3 like 1. Gene Ontology annotation, cellular component: cytoplasm; mitochondrion. The record is from RefSeq and is a predicted model, not a curated record. NCBI's taxonomy places the organism in Eukaryota, Metazoa, Chordata, Mammalia, Dermoptera, Cynocephalidae. The transcript has 7 exons. Bases 789 to 1922 code for a protein of 377 amino acids.